AUGCAGCAAGAGUCUCCACUAUCAGAGGAUAUCUCCACGCCGCAAGAACUCUCCGGUGACGUAGCCUCUGGAAAGAUCACGCGAAGAUCACAUCAGAAAUCGCGUGCGGGAUGUACGAAUUGCAAGAGCCGUCGUAUCAAGUGCGAUGAAGCGAAGCCUCGAUGUGCGAACUGUGCACGGCGCCAGGUACGGUGCAGUUUUGGUACAAACAUACCACUGAACACCUCGGAAAAUAGAGGUGUCUCGGUGGAGAUGGAAUACUCACAACUGUCAAACAUUGAGCUCACGUAUCACUGGACAACGACCACCUCACACUCCUUGUCCGCUUGGGCAUCAGGUGCCGCAGUGUGGCACACACUUAUGGAAGAAGUCGCGUUCAGUCAUCGACAUGUUCUUCAUCUUAUGUUCGCACUCACUGCUCUGCAUUUGGCAUAUUGCCGUGCAACUCGCCGGAAAGAGUAUACUGCAACAGCGAACCAGCACUAUGAAAGCGCUCUGACGUGUGUCACUCAAGCAAUAGCGAACAUAAAUGCCGAAAACUGUGACGCCAUAUUGCUAUCAGUACAGCUUAUUUGCUUUGUCAGCUGGGCGCGAGGACCGCAACCUGGGGAAUAUCUUGCUUUUGGUGAAAAUGGGAGAUCCGAAUGGCUGGUGAUGUUUCGCGGAAUUCGAACGACACUGGAGAGCUUUGGACAGCAGAACUUUCACAAAAGACAUGGCUCGGCUGCGAAGGCCAAAUCCCGUCCGCUUGUAUCAACGGAUGAGCCAAUGGGCUACGAAUCCCAGCUAUCGGAACUCCACGAGCACGUCUCUAUAGCGUCUCCAUCAUCUCAAAUCGAAGAGAAUGUGCGAGCUGUGUGCAUAUUGCAGGAGUGCUACUCCAAUCGCUAUGGAGGUGUCGACUCAGAAUACCACGUCGCCUUUGCCUGGCUUUAUAAAAUGUCAGACGGAUUCCUCGACCAAUUGCAGCAAUGCGACCCACUACCGCUCAUUAUCUACGCUCAUUUCGCUGUACUCAUGCAGGACAUGGAGAGAUUUUGGUACAUGAAGGGAUGGACGCAUCAUGUCAUGUCCGGAAUCUUUGAAGCCAUGGACGCCGAGCAUCGCGCUUGGAUUAAAUGGCCGAUGGCAAAGGUAGGCUGGAUCGCGCCUUAA
Molecule: messenger RNA, 1155 nt
Organism: Parastagonospora nodorum SN15
Lineage: Eukaryota; Fungi; Ascomycota; Dothideomycetes; Pleosporales; Phaeosphaeriaceae
Exons: 2
Coding region: 1-1155 (384 amino acids)
Biological process (GO): regulation of transcription by RNA polymerase II
Molecular function (GO): DNA-binding transcription factor activity, RNA polymerase II-specific; zinc ion binding
Source: RefSeq, a predicted model, not a curated record